AUGGCCCAAUUUAUUUCAGUUGACAAAGAAACAAGGGACUUAAUAUGUAUUGGAAACACAUCAAAACACAACAUGAAAGUUCAACUGAGCGUGAUGAAUGGGUGUAAUUACUAUACAAUAAGAAGUGUUCCAUCGCUUGUUACACUCCACAAAGGUGAGGCUUGUGAGUUUGAGAUCUUUAUCACACCGUUAUGUUCAUGUCAGAUCAAUGAUAAAGUAGCCGACAUAGCACUUGAUAUUACAAGCGGACAACAAACCACAACAAGUGUAACUGUUAAUGUAACCACAGAAAAAUCAACAAAACUAAAUUACAGAAAACUUGAAGAAUCGAGUCAAAUUGGGGAAGGUUCCUUUGGUGUUGUGUAUAAAGGCAUAUUCAGAGGUAAUACAGUGGCUAUCAAGAAGAUGAAAAUAAGUGGUGAACAAGAUGAUGAUUUAAUGAUGGAAUUUAAAAAUGAGGUGAAUAUGUUAGACAAAUUCAGAAGUGAGUAUAUUGUACACUUUUAUGGCGCCGUGUUCAUACCAACCAAGCUUUGUAUGGUCACUGAAUUUGCUCAGUAUGGAUCGUUACAAGACUUGAUUAAACAUAAAAAUAGUAAUGACGUUGAUAUUAAAUUCCGUGUAAAAAUAUUGUUAGAUGCAUCACAUGGUAUCAAGUAUUUACACGAAAAUGGCAUUUUACACAGAGACAUUAAACCAGACAACAUAUUAGUCGUUUCAUUGAAUGUUGAUGACAAGGUGAAUGCCAAAUUGACUGAUUUUGGAAGUGCAAGAAAUGUUAAUUUGUUGAUGACUAACAUGACAUUUACAAAAGGUAUUGGUACUCCAGUCUAUAUGGCGCCUGAAAUACUUAAAAAAGACAAAUAUAAGUAA
This is a messenger RNA of Entamoeba invadens IP1, 873 nucleotides long. Its product is annotated as tyrosine protein kinase, putative. Gene Ontology annotation, biological process: protein phosphorylation. Gene Ontology annotation, molecular function: protein kinase activity; ATP binding. Bases 1 to 873 code for a protein of 290 amino acids. The transcript is spliced from 2 exons. The record is from RefSeq and is a predicted model, not a curated record. NCBI's taxonomy places the organism in Eukaryota, Evosea, Mastigamoebida, Endamoebidae.